Messenger RNA from Neoarthrinium moseri, 1752 nucleotides. RefSeq lists its product as uncharacterized. Gene Ontology annotation, cellular component: nucleus. The record is from RefSeq and is a predicted model, not a curated record. The coding region runs from base 1 to 1752 and encodes 583 amino acids. Gene Ontology annotation, molecular function: histone demethylase activity. Gene Ontology annotation, biological process: chromatin remodeling. The transcript has a single exon. NCBI's taxonomy places the organism in Eukaryota, Fungi, Ascomycota, Sordariomycetes, Amphisphaeriales, Apiosporaceae.
AUGGCAGAGGAGACGCCCCAGCGUCCGCUGGUUCCUUCCGAUUGGUCUGUGACCCAAGAGACACAAGAGAGCCAAGCAACAAAAAAUAGGCAGGCCUCGGAAUUGCGCACAUCAAUCUCCGAAGUGGUUGAUGUGUUGACGCAUGAGUUUCCCGCCGACUUCAAAAGGGGCUACUUGAAAGUACGAGUGGUGGAUCCGCCAGCGAUCAGGCUCGACGCAGCAAUUGCAGCCCCGGAAGCCUCCCAGAUACAAGGCUUCCGGUACAAAAAGUCAUCCGAAGGCAUCCUAGAGGUAUCUCAGUCGAAUGGACGCUGGCCAUGGAAAGGAGUACUAGGAUCGAUACAGAAUCAAGCCCCGGCGGCGCCAGUUGACCGCCGAGAGUACUUUCAGAAACUGGUCGAAGACCCGCCAAAGGGACGUUUGGCCUACUACGCAGGACCAUGUUUGGCCGAUGAUUACUCGUUCACCGUGAACGCCGGCAAGCUGCAGAGUAUCCUCUCAGCUGAGGGCGUUACCACCCCUUAUUGGUAUCUAAGUGGAACUACCGGCACGCCAGCACCACUUCAUUUUGAGGACUUCGGGUACCUCUCUAUCAGCUAUGUUGUUGCCGGUGCAGCCAAGAUAUGGUUGGUCAUUCCGCCAGACCAGCGCCAGAAGUUGGAAGCAGCCUUGGCACUUGAUCGGCGUCUGUCUUUCGAAUGCUCACAAGACAUUCGGCACGAAGGGGUCCUGGUAUCCCCAUCCUAUCUUGAGUCGCACGGGAUUGACUACUCAAUCGAGGUGUGCGAGAUGGGCUAUGCCCUCAUAACUAUGCCUUUUGCGUAUCACCAAGUGGCAAAUCUCGGUCCAAAUCUGGCGGAGGCAGUCAACUUCAAACUGGACUCGCUUCCUAGCGUCCCGAGCGAUUAUAUACACUGCAAGUCGGGGAAACGUUGUGGCAAGCAUCCGGUCAACAGGGCUUGCUUUAUCGAUGCCCUUCCGAGCGACUCAAAGAAGCGAACUUCUGAAGCAUUGGGGCUAUUGGAAGAAUAUCCAAGCACGGAAUCUGGUCACAGCCAGGAGAGGCCUCGGAAAAAGUCCACGACAACCAUGGCGCGUGACGCAGAACUGAUACGCUUGCUGGACUGCACCGAAUCUCACCAGAAAUUCGUAUCCCUUGUUGUGGCCUGGCGCACACAACAGUCAUUCUACCGCGGUAUCAUGGACCAGACCAACGAAGCGGUGGGUGGCGCAGAAUCAUUCUUAGAGCUGUUCCGGCGGAAUGAGAAGGUCCGUGGCCAGUCUCAACUCGAUACUCUGCUGCUGCGUUAUUCACAGAUAUCUCUGGCGCGCGCACUUGAUGCUCUUGACCCUCUCGGACAGCCACAGGGGCUUUAUCACACCAUAGAAUCAGUGAUUAUAGGUCUGGACGAGACUGCCCGGAGGCGUUUCCACGAGGACGCCAAAUGCGGCCGCAAUCUGUUGGAACUAUGCGGGAAGAUAGGUGGAGACCGUGGUAACCGGGAUGGGCUCCUCUGCUUCCUUCCGACCACUUUGGCCGCUGUGCACCAACUUACGGAAGACGCGGCCGAACUUCGAUCAGCUACUUCGGAGGCGAACCAGCAUACUAUUAAUGUCUUAUGUGAAGCUGGACAUGCGUUUUGGAAGCUCGUGACUGGGUCCGUCGAUGUUCGGUUUGCCUGGGAGGUUGCGCCUGUAGCGGCGUCUGGGAAUUGGAGCUUGGAGUCAAUAAAGCCGGCCUCAACUAACUAA